Varanus komodoensis (Komodo dragon) is the source of this 2218-nucleotide messenger RNA. RefSeq names its product tetratricopeptide repeat domain 12 (gene TTC12). The transcript has 21 exons. Gene Ontology annotation, molecular function: protein binding. The record is from RefSeq and is a predicted model, not a curated record. Lineage: Eukaryota; Metazoa; Chordata; Lepidosauria; Squamata; Varanidae. The coding region runs from base 4 to 2130 and encodes 708 amino acids.
AAGAUGUCUAAACAGCAAGAAGAAGAGGAUUUGCAGAAGUUUCUUAAGGACGUGGAUGAAAUUACCAACUUGAUUCAAGGCCUGAAUUCCACUGAUCCUGCCAUCCAGGAGAAAGCCAUCACAGAAACAGAGAAAAAGCUCCUCUCCACCACCACCAAGGAUGAAAAUAAGCACAAACCUAAACAAGACAGAACACUUAUCAACAAACAACCUCUGGGUUUGCCAAAUCUAGAGGACACCUUGAAUCCAGAGAGUUUCAUGACUUCUUUAGAAAAGGAUGCCGAAGAGCGAGCAAGGAGAAGGAAGGAAAAUGAAGCCUUAGCCAACGCACUGAAAGAAAAGGGGAAUGAUGCUUUCAGCAAGGGGGACUAUGCACUGGCCAUCAAGAAAUACACUGAAGGUCUAAAGAAGCAGAAAGAUAUGCAGGUGCUGUACACCAACAGAGCACAGGCCUACCUGAAGUUGCAGAACUAUGAAAAAGCCAUCAGUGACUGUGACUGGGCCUUAAGGUGCGAUGAAAAAUGUAUCAAAGCUCUUUUCCACAUGGGGAAAGCAUACCUGGCCCAGAAACAGUACCCUAAGUCCAGAGAGUGCUACCUGAAGAUUUUAGAAAUAGAUCCCCAAACACAGAAGUUGUGCAAAGAUUGCAUGAAUGAAGUAGACCUGGAGGAAAAAAGGCAGUACGAGGAGGAGAGGGCCCUGCGAGAGCUGGAGUCGGGCAAGCGCGAGGCCGUGUCCGUGAGCGAAUUGCUCCAGAAGCUCUGCAGGCCUGAUGAGAAUGCCUUUUACUACGCUGGAGGGAUCCAGCUUUUGACGGAAGCGAUGCGAGGUGGCACUGAGCAAGCCUUGUUUAGGAUGAACAAUGGGUUCAGUAUCAUCAACGACAACGAGGUCAUACGACGGAUCUUCUGCGCAAAACUGGCAUCCGUUGCCGAAGUGGAGCUGUCCCUCUCCCUUCUCCUCCUGUGGCAAGCAGUCUGCAAAGGAAACGAGGAGAACCAGCGCCUGCUUCUGACUCACCCGGUGGUGAAUUCGCAGCUGCCCACUCUGCUGCUUUCCGAGGUGCCCAAUAUCCAAGAAGGCUGCAUGUCCCUGCUGGCUCUCUAUGCCGAUACGGAGACUGGGAGGAGCCUGCUGGUCCGGCACCUGAACACAACCAAGUGGCUGCAGAUGUUGAUGUCCUUCAUCAAGGUUUUUGACAGCAGGGCUAGCAAUGCCACGGAACUGCUGACCAACUUAAUCAAGGAGGAGAAGUUCAAAACCCAGUGUCGUAUCAAACUCUCUACAGAGGUGUUGCCCUUGUUCACACAGCUGCUGUGUUCGGUGAAGACGGUGAACAGGCCUUCCCUCGCCCGGUGCAUCGCCAUCAUGGGGGAGCUGUGCUCAGACUCGGUCUUCCGCAUGCAGAUGUCCGAAAGCCUGGAAUGCUGGCAGGCCUGUCUGCACCUCGUGGACGAAUGCUGGACCGAGAACAAAGCCGCCGUGUCUCCCGAGUGUCUCUAUGCAGUGCUUGGCCUGAUGAUGAACCUCUCUCUGGAAGACAGUUUGAUCAUCCAGGAACGGGAAGAAGAAAUUGUUGAGAAAUGCGUGUCCCUUUUCAGCAGUAAAGAUGGACGAAUUGUGACGCGGGCAGUUGGGCUGUUAAGUCACAUUCUGCCACGAAGUCAAGUGGCACUGGAAGCAGCGCUGAAGCAAGGCGUGGUGAAGCAAAUGGUCAAACUUCUGAAGGUUGGUGGACAAGUCACGUCUGGCUAUGCGAUGAAGACGCUUGCUGUGUGUGCCAAAAGCGGUCGGCGGGCGCAGGAGCAGAUUGUGAAGUCUGACAAAAAGUGCAGCACGUUGCUGAAGCUCCUGCGCUCACCGAAUGAAGCGGUGGUGGGAAAUGCCGCUUUCUGCCUCGGGAGGUGCCUUGAGGUGCCUGGGACGGCCACGAACUUGCUGGACACGGACGUCGUAAGGUUACUAUUGAAAGUCGCCGGUGGGGACGCCAAGAAAACGUCUGUGCAAGAGAACGCAUCCAUUGCCUUGGGGAAGCUCUGCACGGCCGAUGCCAGGCACACCAGCCGGCUGCGGGAGCUGAAUGGAAUGGCAGCCCUCAGCUCCUCCAUGAAGAAUGUGCAAGGGCUGUAAAGGAGCCUGCAAGUGCUCCGAAGAGAGUCCACAGUGCUGACUUGCACGGGGAUGCACAGCUUUUCGUAACAAGAAGGAUCGGGAGGAA